Molecule: messenger RNA, 1755 nt
Organism: Cyphellophora attinorum
Lineage: Eukaryota; Fungi; Ascomycota; Eurotiomycetes; Chaetothyriales; Cyphellophoraceae
Product: Vegetative incompatibility protein HET-E-1
Exons: 1
Coding region: 1-1755 (584 amino acids)
Source: RefSeq, a predicted model, not a curated record
AUGCUUCGCGAGAUAAACAACCCGAAGUCCUCCUGGUACAUCGAAAGAGGCGGUAUUCGAAAGAUAAUCUCGGCGUGCAUACAAGCCAUUGUUGACGACGUUGGCUGGAUCUGGAUCGACACAGUCUGUAUAGAUAAGUCAUCAUCAGCGGAGCUUCAGGAAGCCAUAAACUCUAUGUACGGCUGGUACGAACGGUCCCGAAUCUGCUACGCAUUCUUAGACGACGUUUCAUGUUCAGCGACAGUGGGAACGUCCGAGACUGAACUUGAGACGGUUUUGUCUCUUAGCGAAUGGCAGACACGAAGUUGGACUCUCCAAGAAUUUCUUGCACCUGACAGAGUCGACUUCUACAACUGCAACGACACGUGGAGCUACCUCGGCAGCAAGUAUGCCACAAGUACACGGACCAAGGAACUGGAGCUUGAAAACAGCAAGCUCAUCACGAGGCACGCGACCUUCAGCCGUUUGACGGGCGUUCCCCUGGCGGCUGUCGAAAAAGAGACCCCGCUGAGGGAGUACAGUAUAGCACAACGAUUCUCCUGGGCGGCCAAGCGAAAAGCAACGCGCUCUGAAGAUCGAGCCUACAGCCUGAUGGGGCUCUUCGACGUCAAUAUACCCAUGCUGUACGGCGAGGGCCCCAAGGCCUUUCGUCGUCUGCAACAGGAGAUCCUAAACCAGAGUCGCGAUCAUUCUAUACUGGUCUGGGAUGGUGCGCAGACAGGCGCCACGUGGGAUCGCAGUAUCUUUGCUCCCUCGGUGGACUGUUUCGCGGACUCGGGGCAAAUUGUUGAUCUCCGCACUCACAGAGCACCGGUACAACUGACCAAUGCAGGUCUGCGUAUUUCUCUUCCCUACGUUGCGGUCGAAUCCAGCCGUUCUUCACCCUAUUCACGGAGAUGCCUUGCCUUACUGGACUGCCGCUUCGAAGACGAUAUCACCAAGACAAUAGCCUUGUCGCUAAGCAAGAUCUACCCCGACACAGAGGAGGAGGUAGUUCUGGAUUCCCAAUCCAGCCAACGCACCUACACUGUUGUCGAGACCGACUUAGCAUCAAGGGAGCAACUUGAAUGGCGGGACUUCGUGAUCGUUGAGAAACGCUUUUACCUUUCUGAACGCCGUGAAAGAUUGCAAAUUUCAACGACGACUGAUCAUGGCCUCUGGUUAUGGCUUGUUCCAAAUGUUGAAGGUCCCGAAGCGGUACUCGAAGGACUUCGCCCGAAGGCCUGCUGGAGGAACCUCGGCACCACUCUGACGUCUGCCGCACCUCUCGAGAAGGCAUCCGCGGAAAUACUGACGGGGAACCAGGAACGCAUAUCAUUCCAGAUGCUUUAUCCGUCACUUGGUCUGCAGACGACUGUGACUAUCGCAUUUGAGUCGGAAGAUGGAGGCGCAAUCCUGAUAGAAGAGUUCUCCGCGUCUUCUCCCAAUGAUACCGUCGCCGACGAGACUCCUAGACCAAUUGACGCCGGCUUAUGGCAGAUCAUGCCGGUAUACGCCUCGAAGAUCGUCCCUGGUACUGAAUGGAUCCUACACGUCCUAAUACGGUACCAAGAAAUGCUCAACGAAGAUGUCACGAUCAUUCAUGUCUGCACGACGAGACGAGACGAGGAGAUGGAAGAGGAUGUACAGAAAUCCCGACGAAAACCCAUGGACGCUGGUGCAAGGGCGCUGAGAAGCCUACUUGAACAGCUACCUGUCGAGAAAUCGGCACAGGCGCAUGACGUAUAUGUUCAUGACUCCGAAUCAGACUGGUGA